AUGAUGAUCAGAAUCCGUACGAACACGGCAACAAAGUCCGAGAAUAGGCCUACAAAAAUCAGGAGCCCAAAGUACAGCUGCAAGAGAGUAAGAGUGCAAAUGAAUUGGAAAACAGAUUUUGAUACCUCGAAUUUGAAAAGACCCAUUGAACCACCGAAAAUAGAGGAUGCAAAAUGCAACCACAGGAGAAUGGAGAGACCAGAAGAAAGCAGACCCCCGAGAUACAGAAACUCUCUACGCCUGGCUACCAUGGCAGCUGCAGAGAAAGAAGCAAAGGCCAAAGCACAACCGACAAAAGCACCGACAAGAAUGCUACAAAAAGGGAGCAAAACACACACAUGA
Messenger RNA from Striga asiatica, 342 nucleotides. The record is from the annotation of a GenBank genome assembly. Lineage: Eukaryota; Viridiplantae; Streptophyta; Magnoliopsida; Lamiales; Orobanchaceae.